Messenger RNA from Cheilinus undulatus (humphead wrasse), 10474 nucleotides. It is a transcript of the gene chrm2a, whose product is annotated as cholinergic receptor, muscarinic 2a. Gene Ontology annotation, biological process: regulation of heart contraction; adenylate cyclase-activating adrenergic receptor signaling pathway. The transcript is spliced from 3 exons. NCBI's taxonomy places the organism in Eukaryota, Metazoa, Chordata, Actinopteri, Labriformes, Labridae. Gene Ontology annotation, molecular function: G protein-coupled acetylcholine receptor activity. The record is from RefSeq and is a predicted model, not a curated record. Gene Ontology annotation, cellular component: plasma membrane. The coding region runs from base 266 to 1774 and encodes 502 amino acids.
CAGAAGCAUGUCCUCAGACAUGCAGCCACGGUGCGAUGAAGCGGACCGAAAGACGCCACCAGCAUGACAGCAGUGGCCAUGGCUGUAAACCAUGAAGCUGGAGCCAGACACGCCCAUUGCUUCCUUCCGUCAAAGAAAGCCUCUUUGGUGCUACAUUGAACACAAGCUCUUCGAAUAUGCCAUCCAAGUGCGAGAAAGCCCAACGGACUGCUUAACACCCGCUGUCCCAUCUGAGUAGGAGGUGGCAACAAAAAGACCAAAUGCCAUGGAUGUAUUCAAUUUCACCUACUGGAAUGCCUCUGAAGGCAAUGACACAGAAGUUGUGGAAGAGAGUGAGAGCGCCUACAAGACUGUGGAGGUGGUGUUCAUCGUGUUGGUGGCUGGUUCCCUUAGCCUGGUCACGGUCAUUGGAAAUAUCCUGGUCAUGCUUUCCAUCAAAGUUAACAGGAACUUACAGACUGUCAACAACUAUUUUUUAUUCAGCCUUGCAUGUGCUGACCUGAUUAUCGGACUGUGCUCGAUGAACUUGUACACAGUCUACAUAGUAAUAGGGUACUGGCCCCUGGGGCCGGUGGUGUGUGACUUGUGGUUAGCCUUGGACUAUGUCGUCAGUAAUGCGUCUGUCAUGAAUCUUCUCAUCAUCAGCUUUGACAGAUAUUUCUGUGUCACCAAGCCCCUCAGCUACCCUGUCAAAAGGACCACCAAGAUGGCAGGGAUGAUGAUUGCUGCGGCCUGGGUUCUGUCUUUUAUCCUCUGGGCACCAGCCAUCCUCUUCUGGCAGUUCAUUGUGGGUGGGCGGACAGUGCCUGAGAAGGAGUGCUACAUCCAGUUCUUCUCUAAUGCCGCAGUCACUUUUGGCACUGCCAUCGCCGCUUUUUACCUGCCUGUCAUCAUCAUGAUUCAGCUCUACUGGCAGAUCUCCAGAGCGAGCAAGAGUCGUGUGAAGAAGGAUAACCGCAAGCCUUCAGGAGCCAAUCCAGAGCCGGUGUCACCUGGCCAAAGGAGGAAUAACACACCCAAACCCAACAACAACAACGUACAGGGGGAGGACGCGGGGCGUUCCCCGAGCCAGCAUGCCGAGGAUGGAGCUAAUCAUAAUGAUGGAAAGCUGCAAAAUGGCAAAGGACCUUCCUCCACGACUGCUGAUGGAGAAACUGAAGGUGAGGAUGCCACAAGAGAGACGUGCGCUCCCGGAGAGGAGAAAGAGAGCUCCAAUGAUUCAACAUCUGGUAGCGUGGCUGCAUCCAAUACGAAGGAUGAUGAGGUAGCGCCGUCUACUGCAAACUCCAACGCAGAGACGAGCCAGCCGCCCCCACGUCAGCGAGCCAAGGCAGGGGGCUCAAAGCUUACCUGCAUCAAGAUCAAGACAAAAUCCCCCAAGGGUGACUGCUACACACCAUCCAACGCUACCGUUGAGAUUGUCCCAGCCACGGAGCGGCAGAACCACGUGGCACGGAAGAUCGUAAAGAUGACAAAGCAAGCGCCGAACAAGAAGAAGAAAGCGGCGCCGUCUCGGGAGAAAAAAGUGACCCGGACCAUCAUGGCCAUCCUGGUAGCUUUCGUAGCCACCUGGACUCCUUAUAAUGUGAUGGUGCUUAUUAACACCUUCUGCUCCAGCUGCAUCCCCAACACAGUGUGGACUAUUGGCUACUGGCUGUGCUACAUCAACAGCACCAUCAACCCGGCCUGCUACGCUCUGUGCAAUGUCACAUUCAAAAAGACAUUCAAACAUCUUCUCCUCUGCCAGUACAAAAAUAUUAGAUCAGCCAGAUAAACAUGGGCCACCUGGGAGAAAGAGUUGAAGUAUGAGUUGACUGUGUAUGUGUGCCAUCUCUGUAUAUUUCUGGGUGUGACUGCAAAAUACUGGUGAGCAUGUUGAGUCUGCUUGUGCACAUUUUAAAUUUUUGUUUCACCAUUUGAUCUUUUUUUCCUCAAGUUUCUCUCAACAACCGGUUGUAGCACUUUACACAAAUUCAACUGAUGCCAGUUGUGUUGAGAUGUGUCGUGCAGAAGCAGCGUAGAUAAUGAAGGUCGUGAAAUAUUCACUCGUAGUCAGAGUUGUUAGCUCAAAAAAUGAGGGUGUGUAAAGCAGGGAACACUUUGGAGUGACUGCGAGCUGAUAAAAAAUGUAGAGGGAGAUCUGCGCUGUACGAAAACACACUUCAAAAUGGGAAAAUAGGGCUGACUGAAUUUACAAACCUCACAAGUUUGAAGUUCAGAGAAGAAACCUGUAGAUAACUGUACAUAUCAGUGUAAAAUCAAUAUUUAUGAGGGUGCACAUGUGGGCGUGUGCUGGUUCAGAGUAUCCGUGAACACCCACGUGUGCCCCGCUGCCUGCCUUCCUUCCUUCUAUCUGUCUGUGAUCUUCAUCAUGGCACUUCCAACCAGCAACAUGUAGGAAAAAGUGGGGCAGCUUGUGUAGAUCGUCUCUGAUAUGGUCAUAUCAGGGCUGGAAGCUUUCCCAUCGAGCCUCUGAGGGAAUGAGUUGCCAUUAAUACAUAAUAGAUAACUGUAUGAAUAUAUUAACACUGCAUUUAUUGACGUUGCACUAUGGAGGGCUGACACGGUGCUGAGGAAUGAUUUGCUACUCAGAAGCUCUUCAGCCAAACUACAUGACAUCUGUUUCUAAAUUUCUUCCAACAUGCAAGUUUAUUUUCCCCAAAGUGGCCUCCACCAGUGAUAAUGGAGAUAAAUGCGGUGCUCACCACAUUAAGAAUCAAAAUAGGAAAAUUUGGCAGCAGCAUGUCUUUCAAAAAGCAAUAUCCUGGUUACAUGGUCAACCUAUUAUUUGAAAUGUCUUUUGUGUUGAUUUACUUCGUAAUUAAGGAAUUAAAGUUGACAUUAUGUGAGGUACUCAUCCAUGAAUUUCACAUGUUAGAUCCCUCUGGUGCCACCAAAAUAUUCUUAAGAAGCUGAUAACAUAUCCAGCACCAAAUCAAUCAGAUUUCAGUCCAAACUAGUCAAACAAGAAGCUUGGUUUGUGGCUCUAGCCUUCAAAAUAUGACAAUAUAGGUACCACUCAUGUCACUGGGCAUGUGCAGGGCUCUGCUGUUGAGAUGCAGCCUAAAGAAUGCAGUCCUUGAAUUGCAAUCCCUUAUCAAAAUAAAAAGCUAGGGUUUCUAUAAAUUCAGCUACAUGUGUACGUACAGCUUUGUUUUGUGAGCCACUGAGCAUUUGUAGCUGCAUUUGAAGUAGCCUUUGAAGGAUCCUUUGUACAGUGCAGCCUUUGAAGUGCCAUUGCAUCAUAUAGGAUGUAACAUAGAUUGCUGGUAUGCUGAGGAAUAGUGGAUGCAUUGAAGAAGCCUUUGAAAAAGGGCGAGCUUUAAAGUGCUGCUAUGAUGCAAUUGGUCUUUAACUGCCUCUAAAGAAUGCAGUCCCUGAUUUGGGACACAGCGAAUCUUUGAAUACAUCAUAUACAAUAAGAUAGGGGAACACAUCCAUUAACAAAGCUGAUGUCUAACUUCAAUGCCCCAUCAAAAUGAGAAGCUAAGGCAACCCAGCUAAGGGCCUCUAAAGAAUAGAGUCCCUGAAUUGGGACACAGUCAUUGUCUAAAUACAUCAUAAUUAUACAAAAAGAUGGGGGAACAAAUACAUUAACAAACCUGAUGUCUAACUUCAGUGCCCUAUCAAAAUAAGAAUUUAGGUUAUCCCAGCUAAGGGUGUACAUACAGCUUUGUUUCGAGCAUUUGCAGGCUGCAUUCAAAGGAGCCUUUAAUAAGACGCCACAUUCAAAGGGCUGUUAUGAUACAGUUGAUCUUUAAAUUUAGCCUUUGAAGAAUGCAGCCCCUGAAUUGGAACACAGAUAAUGUUUAAAUAAAUCACAAACAAAAAGAAAGGGGACAUAUACAUAAAUUAAGCGAUGUUUAUUGAACAAGCUGAUUUUGUUUUAACUGACAAGCGGCAGAUUUUGGGAUUUAUUCUUGUGAACAACCUUUGAAGUUCACUGUAAUGCAAUUGAUCUUUAAAUGCACCCUCAAAAAAUGCACCCCUGAAUUGUGACAUAGUUUGUCUCUCAAUAAAUCAAAAACAAUAAGAAAGGGGAAAAUGUACAUAAAUUGAGGCUACAUUUGGAGGAGCCUUUGUAAAGAGACAGCCUUUAAAGUGCCACUAUAAUACACCUGAUCUUUAUGCAGCCUCUGAAGGAUGAAGCCCCUGAAUUGGGACCCAACCUGCAUAUUAAUACAUAAUAAACAAUAGGAAAGGAGUUCAUAUCCAUACAAGCUAUAAAUGGUUCUACAGCUUGUUUAUUGAGCCAGUGAGCAAGCUGAUCUUGUUUUUACAGGUAUGCAAGAAAUUCUGGGAUUAUAUGUGGCCUUCUUUCCUUGGCUAAGGAAAGAAACAUGCAUUUUUAGGCUUCAUGUAAAGGGGCUGUCAUAAAGAGACAGCUUGAAUACCAUUAUGAUACAACUGAAGCUUAAAUGCAGCCUCUGAAGGAUGCAGCUCAUGGAUUGGGACACAGCUAAUGUCUAAAUACAUCAGAAACAAUAAGAUAAGAGAGGGCAUCCACAAAUUAUGCUAGCAGUAAAACUACAUCUUUGUUUACUGAGCAAGUUGACCUUGUUUUAACUGGUCCACAAAAAUUCCUGGGACAUUUGUAGGCUGCAUCUGAAGGAGACUACAUAUAGGGACCUCUUUUAAAUGCAGUUGUGACACAACUGAUCCUUAAAUUGCAAAACAUGAAUUCGGACACAGCCAAUGUCUUAAAACAUCAAAAUAUAGGUUAGGGAAGCGUAUCUUUUAUUAAAGCUAGUAGUUUACCGACAGCUUCUUCAUUGAGCCACUAAGCAAGCUGAUCUUGAUAUAAAAGGCACACAAUGAAUUCUGGUAUAUGCUUGGCCUCAAUGUAUGCAUUAAAUGGAUUCUUCAUUGGUUGAGGGGAAGUAGGAUGCAUUCGUAGGCUAUGUCUAAAGAGGGUUUCAUAAAGGGACUUCCUUUGAAUGCCACUGCGUCACAACUGAACCUUAAAUGCACCCUCCAAAGGAUGCAGCCUCUGAAUUGGGACACAGCUAAUGUCAAACUAAAUAAAAAAAGACAGGGAAACAUAUGCACAAAUGAAGCUGGUGUGUACCCACAGCUUCUUUCAUUGAGCCACUACUUCAAAUAGAGUGUGCAAAACUAAUAUGAAGACAUAUAAAGGCAGCAAGGUAGAAUGUGGGACUAUUUUUCUUUCCAAAAGCUUCCUGAAGCAUAAGAAAGUCGUUGCAUCCACCUAAGAAAUAGUCUACUACAUAGCAGACUUAAAACCACAGCUUGUCAUUUUGUGAAUUUUAAAAAAGAAAACUCCCUCCCUACACCCUGCCUUGUAUCACAGUAGAGGUAACACAACAGCUGUAAGAACAACAAAGUGAUAACAAACAAGUUAUGACUAAAGAGGAAAAAAAAUGUGGCAUGAGAUUGUUCAGUCGCACUCUUUGAUUUGCCAGCUUGUUACAUUACACCACGUCAGCUUUUACAGCUGCUGACAGGAUUGUUUGAUGUAUAUUUUAUGUUUUUUUGUGUUUGCUGCCGAGUUACUCACCAAUUCUUCCUACUCGCGGUGAAACAGGUGGCUGGAGCUCAGAGCUGAGGCUUAUUACUGUAUGUGGGAAGGCGCUGUGUGGUUCUUUUUGUUGUUUUUUUGGUGUGUUUUGCUGAGUGGGAGACUUCAUUUGAUCCUGCUGAUUAGCGGAUUGAUGUCUCAGCGUGUCCUGUACUCUACUGUACUGAUGAUGAUUGUAAGGAUUUGUAUGUAUGCGUGUGUGGGGUUGUCCCCGUGUGAGGCUUGUGUGGGUCGUAUAAAUGCUGACGUGUGCUUGCUCCAAGAGUGGAGUUUACUUCUGAUCACAGGAUAAAACCUUGUGAUUUAAAUAAGGGCUACUUCCUUGUCUUUACAUGUUUCAUUUGGAAAUUAUUUCAUCUCUAAAUCAUGAGAUUACAGUAAUAAAUGGGUGUGUUUAUGUUAAUGUGGAAGAAAUUAGAAAAUUUCAGUUUACUUUAAGACAUGUUCUGUGUGUUCAUGCAUGUCAUUCAUCAUUUCAGCCUAUUAGACAAUUCUCACUUACAUUAAUGUAUGCUCACCAGUCGGAGCGAUGAAUAUUCAUGAGCGUUUGCCAUCAGGAGGUUGCCGCAGCGGCUGGUAGGGGGGCUUUGCGUAGAAUUACGCCCGCACCAAACAGCUCCUCGAGGCUCGUCUCCUGUUUUUAAAGAGAGAUCUGGGACAGAUCCUAUAAUGAAAACUCACCAUGAGGCUGAUCAGAUUAUGGGACGAUGUGGAACACCUACAUUUGAGAUUAAAGAUUGCCCAUUACACGCUCAGCUUGUGCCUGCUUGCUCCACGCCCAUGCCCCACUUAGUGCUCCACUCAGCCCUGAUCCUGUUAUAGUCUCUACCUCAGAUAUAUGAGGUCAUGAAUGUAAUGUAAAUAUCACAUGUGAAUUCAUUAGCAUGAGUUAUUAUUAAUUCUCUUUUUCCUCCUGCUCCUUUAUGCUAUAUUAAACUGUAAAGCUGUUACAUAUGUGCCCAGCCAGCGCUGGAGCUACAUCUUUGCAUAAUUCUUCAUGAAGCCACUGAAGCACACUGACAUUUACUUUCUCUUAGCUGGCAACCUAGAGCCAAACGGUAAAUGCUACAUUUAAAUACUGGAAAUUCACAAGCUCAGGAUGUAGCUGUACAUCAGUGGUGGACGUAUUCUCACCCCAUUCACAAAUCUAGGGUACAUCUCCAAUUUCAACACACUUUAUUCCAAAUAUUCAGUUUGCAUCCGGAGAAUCUUUCUCAAGUCAUUUGAGAAUCAAAUUUAAAAUUUAAGGUGACACUGUAACAUUUAUUUCAAAUUUGUGGCUUUUUAAGACAAAAAUAACACUCAAUUUAUCUGAAAUCUCUUUUUUUACAGCUGUGUUUAUUCAAUUCUUGCCAACUUUAUUGUUAUUUGUUUUGCAACACAAGUAAAUCACCUUAAACUAAAUAUCAUUUCAUGCAAAUAUUGCUGAAAUCAGAUUGAUCUUUUUCUUUUUUUUUUUUUUUUUUAGAAAGUAGCCCUGCACAGUUGGAACCAGUUAUACAUUGCUAAUUAAAAAAAAAGAUUUUCAAGAAAUCCCUCCUAGAAUUGAAAAAAGAUAAAGAUUUGGUGGAACAUUUGUUCUUUUGAAAGACCAGCUUCGUCAUGGUUAGUAGCGGAACUGAACAUCUAUGAUUCAAAAGUUCCUUAAUUCGGAUUGGUCCACAUUUUUCUGCAAAACUUACAUAUGGCGGACAUGUUGACGUAUAGCGGCAGCGGGCAAACACAGUCAGUGAGGUGUCUAUGUAUGUUAUGCCUAUGAAAAGUUAGCUCCAAACACUAAAACACUAAUUCUCUGAAAGUCUUUCCUGAAAUUUUGAUUUAUGUUGCACCAAGUUGUUCAGGAAAAAACGUGGAUGAAAACUGAUUUUAAUGACCACAUAAUCAGUCAUAAUUGCACUACUUAAUUUCAAACAAAAUCUUUUUUUGUGUUUACAUCCAACCAGACUGAUCAUAGUUAAAUGCAAAUUCAUCAAAAUGUUAUUCAAAUAUUACUUAAUGUACUGGUCAACACAUUUUUUGUAAAACACAGCAUUUUGCAUUUGGAACCAGUUUUAAAGGCACUACAUGAAAUUCUAAGUUUGCCAGAAAUGUUUGUGUUGAAUCCAAACCAGGUUGAUUAAAGAAUAUUGCAGACUGAAAGAGUCUGAUUCAGUGUUGACUGGCCCAAACAUUUCUACAUACCCAGCCCUUUCCACUUACACCAGUUAAAAAUGCACUGAUAAUACUCAAACUCUCAAAAAUUAUCAGCUUUUGUUGAUGAAAUCCUGAAUUUUGCAGACAAUUUUGUGUUCAAGUCAGACCAGGCUGACUGAGAGACAUUAGUUCAGUGUUCUUGAAUACAAUUGGUUCACAAAAGUCUUGCAAGUUGUAGUUUUACUAACCCUAAAUCUAACCUUUACCCACCCUAGCCCUGCCCUUUAACAUGACUAGUACCCACCCUAAACCUAAUGUAGCGUAGCCCUAAACCUAACCCACCCAUGUUCUAGCCAUAGUCCUAAACUUAACCCAGCCUAAGCCUACCCUAAACCUGACCAAUACCCACCCUAAACCUAACCCAACCUUACCCUACACCUAAAUGUAACCUUAACUUGCCUUAGCCCUACCCCAAGCCCUAACUCACCCUAGCCCUAACCCUAAACCUGACCUCUACCCACCCUAGCCCUACCUUACUUAUAUUUUUUAACAUAAAUGCCCAACUGCAGUUAUUGAAAAGUUUCUCAUCAAAUUUGAAAAUAAAGUCUAACUUUUUGUGCAUCCUGUCCAAGUUGGACCAGACUGCUUAGAAUUAUUUUGAACCGAAAAAACUUAUCAGGGCUUUAGAAGAGCUUUAACUGAAUAUGUUUCAGUGCUAUCAGCGAUACUUUGCUGCAUUUUUAAAGUAAUUUUAGCAGACUGCUUAUUUCUAGUGCCAGUGUAUUUUUUGGUCUCCUUUAUUAGAAUUAUAAAGUCUCUUUUAUUAAUCUGCUCUUGAAACCCCUGCAGGGUUACACUUAGCAGAGUAUUCUUAAAGUAUAAAACGAAUUUGAAAACUGACAGAACAGUUAUUCAAAAGAAUAUUCAAAAUGCCAAAGGGUGACAAAUUUAUUGAUUCAAUUUCCUUCCUGGAUGUUAUUAAAACUGUCAAAUUGAGUGAAAAAAGUAAAUUACUUCCAACUGAAACUGUCAAUACAUGUGUAAUUUUCCCAGUACUAUAUUUAAAUAUAGAAUUUACAGUUAAAUAUUUGAGUUAACAUAGCAUCUACCACUGAUGCACAAGCAUGAAUGGCCCGUGUUUAUCUACCCGGCCUGCUUCGGCAAAAACCGAGGCAUCCAUCCAAGUUCCACAUCCAUCCAUCCGUCACGGUGAUAAGUCGAGCCGUGUCUGUCUAACAUCCGUCACACAUCUCAGUAGUGGGUAAAGAGCCUUCCAGAAUAUCUGAUUAAUCUUUGCUAAGCUGUGGGUUGAUUGAUACCAGCAGGAGAGUAAGUGGCUCACAGCUCAAGCGGAGGUCCAGGGGUCCCGGUUUGAGCAGCUGUUUGGGUAUUUGAUGGGAGGUGAUGGCAGUUUAUCACCUCCUGGAAGCGGGGGAAAAGAGGGCGCGAUGCAUCUAGAAAAAAAACAAAAGUGCUUGCUUGUUAUCUUCACAAUGUGCGCUUAAAACAUCAGGAGCAAAGUUCCCGUGAAGCGCCCCCCCGUCUCCCGUUGCCAUGUUGUCGAACACAUGAGAACAAAACAAGGCUCUUGUAUCAGGCGUUAGCUUUUGUGUUGGAGAGAGAAACAGCGGGGAAUGAUGUGUGAACAUGUGGGCUUAUGAUAGAACGGGAAAGCAUCGUCGGGUGACAUUGAAAGAGAGCGGCUGUCAUGCAUGUACGGGAGAAAGGCGCCUGAUAGCCCCUGAGGUGUGCACUCACUACAUAUGAAACAGAUAAGCUUGCCUUUGUAGUCAUGGCUACCGGGAAGGGGGAUUGAGAAAGAGAAAGGAAGUAAGGAGGGGGGUUGUCAGUGACAAAAUCCAAAGCUUGUGGAUCUGGCUGCGUGUCGACCAUGUUUGGAGAAGUUGCAGACGUUCUUGGCAGGUCAGCCAAAGGUUUCACUGCGGGAAUUUGAGAAUCCCUGACAAAAUCAAACUCUAACGUCCUUCAUGUGUUUUAUCCCUGAUGUAUGCCGUCUAUUCUCACGUGUUGGACCUAUUCUCUAACAUAAACAUCGUCUCCAUUGUAGUGAACAGAUCAUAAUGUGCCGUCAGAGCUAGCUGGGCUCCUCUUUCAUACGGCUAAUGUCAAAGGGCUAAAGCUCCUUUUAUGGAGAACACGUGACGUUGAUCAGAGAUGACUUUGAUAUUUGAGGGUUUCUCUGGCUUCACACUUGAGGCUGCAGCCGUUUGCUGUGAGAGGUUUUAAGGAAAGAAAUCUAUAUCGCCAGAUUGUACAGAGCAAUUUCAAAGUGCCUUAUCCAGAGUGACAUAAAUAAAUUGCUCUUCUUUUUAUCCUUAAAUCCCUGUUAGUGUGACUGUGAUGAACUGAAGGUGCAUCAAUGUGAUGCACAUUGUUCUGUCUUUAAAAAUGUUUUGUUAAAGCCUCUGGAAACACAAAUCCACAACAGCCCUCAAAAACAUCGCGGGUCAAAUCAUCAACAUAGUCGGCAUUUAUUUUUAAUCCAAACCGGGUUUGACUUUGGUGCAGGAAAUCAGGACUGCCCACAGAGUUGGCAGGUUCCCUGAAAACCCCAGAGAGUGGGCCCUCUUCAGCUGGGAUUUAUUUAUGUCAAUGCAUGUGUGUAGGGUCAGUAGCAUUGGUGCUAACAUCCUGGCUAACAGUUACGUCAUUUUGGAGCUGAAAGGUUUAUCAAAGUAUUGAUGGGUUCUGAUGUAGAAAUUUUCUGCUUUUUUUCGCCCAUUUGGCCACUUUCCUUCCUUUAUUGCCACUUUUAACUCAUGUUUUCACCCUUUGUUUCCC